CUCCACAACAACCGCCCCUACCUCCGUCCAGAACUCCACAGACUCCGACUUUGGAUCCUGGGGACAGCCGGGCGGGGGAGAUACCAGUGACGUCACAACCCAGCGUCCAGAUACGACGUCUGAAGUUCGGAGCACCUCCGUAGUAGUUCCGUACACAACUGCCUCAGAUACAACAACAGCAACAACAACAGCAACAACAACAGCAACAAAAACAACAACAACAACUGUCGCUGCCACCAACACCACCACAAUGGCGUCUCUGUCAACUGUGGUGGCCACCCAGGCCACUCUCCGGCCGCUGGAAGAGAGAAUGUGUAUGCCAGGAUUUAUCUGCGAGGGAUCUGGACAAAUUUUGGAAACGUCUCGCACUCUCCAUGCCUAAGAAACGUCCAGCCCAAUCUGAGGACCCUUCCAGCCCCACGUCCUCCACAUCUCAGAACAGCAACGACGGCAGCAUAGGACAGCUAGUGACGUCAAAGCCUCCUUCCCCCACCACCUCCGCCGGUGAAAUUGCAGACAAUGAUCCCAAAAUCUCACCGGGACCAAUAAUCAAAGUGCCAUUCCCUUCCGAAAACGGAAAAGACGUUGAAUAUAAACAAAUUGUACGAGUUCCCGCGUCGGAGCUCAAAGACAAUGUACAACCUGGCAGGUCUUUGUGUCCAUUCAGCACGGGCUGGUUCCGCAAAGCGCCGCCCAAAGACAAAAUCUCCAGAACAAAACAAAUGAAGCCACCUCUUUCAGGAAACUCGAAAAAGCAAGAUCAGCUACAAAGUUUUACUCAUUUUGGAUUUGAAUCUGAGGUGGAUGGAGGUUGCGGGGUGUCCAGAUAUGCCGUUCAGAAGGGACUGUCGGACCAAAAUGGCGUCUCCUCGUCUGCAAACGAUGGUCAAAGACUGAGGCAAGCGCCGAUACACCGGGAACAAGAAGCUCUCUUCGCGCUAACCGAUAAUUUCCUGGGAGACCAAAGCAUCCACAGGCAGCUGGCCACAUAAUUAACCCAGUCGCUGACAGCAUUGAAAGAUAAGCUACUAUAAAAGCAAGACCAUCAACUCAGUGCAGGCGAUGACUAUGAAUAAUUGGUCGCUUUUAAGGACAGGGGGGCUAUCCCGAAAAAUGCUGUCAUGAGGAAAUCGAAGGUAAAAUU
Molecule: messenger RNA, 1144 nt
Organism: Aplysia californica (California sea hare)
Lineage: Eukaryota; Metazoa; Mollusca; Gastropoda; Aplysiida; Aplysiidae
Biological process (GO): toll-like receptor signaling pathway; immune response
Cellular component (GO): membrane
Molecular function (GO): transmembrane signaling receptor activity
Source: RefSeq, a predicted model, not a curated record